AUCAUCUCUACUUCCUCACAUCCUCACAACCUUACAACCUUACAACACUACUACUUUAUAUUAUUACAUCACAGCAUUACAUUACAUCAUUUCAAUCAACUGACCGAUAUCUCAGCAGCGUCACGAUGUCUACAUCUUCCACUAUCAGCAGCAAAACUGGGGCUCCAGCUCCGGCUCCGGCAACUGAGAAAACAGCAACACCAGCAACACUGCCAGCGCCCUGCGUAUUAAAUAAAAGCGACCCGCAAUAUCAGAUAGAAUGCCUAGAAAAGCUCAAACAACAUAUGGGCUGGAUUCUCCAGUGGGCAGCGAAAAACAAAAAACUGUGCAAUUCAAAUGGCGAAGCAGAAAAUGGUGAAGAGGCAGGAGUUGUCAAAAAUGGAAGGGCUGCAGAGGUCCUGGGGGCCGCUGGGGAAAUAGCAGUCGCCGGAAAGGUAGAAGCUGCUAGAGAGACUGGUAUUUGUGACCAAACUGGAACCUCUACAAUAACUGGAAUCGCCGAGAAAACCUACACCUUUCACAUACCAGAUGCCAAUUGUCCAACCACAUCUGCCAUCCCAAUGAAUGCCCGAUCACACAUUCCUAUUCCAUCCCAUAGCAGCUCUAAGAAUGCUAAUACGAGCAAAGCGACGCCCGGUCGCAACAUAUAUCUUCAAGCCCGCAAUAUUCUAGGCAUCAAAACUCGAGGACCGAAUACCAUCUCCCAUUACCUCCUCGACGCGGACGAGGCAGCAGCCAAAUCCGUCAAGUACGGGGAGAUCCCUCUUGAGCACCUAGCGCGUCCUGAGAGCUACGCCAACCAGUACUUCGAGAUCAAGAAGUCGCGACUCGGUGGAUACGGGGCAUUCGCGAAGACAGACCUGAAGUGCGGCCAAUUGAUCCUCGCCGAGCAGCCGGCACUCAAAGCAAAUCCGAUCACUUUAUACCAAGAUAUUGCUGAGCUAGCGCCGGAGCUACGCGCGGCGUUCUACCGAAUGCACGGGCACAAGAGAUCUCCUGAGCACGACAAGCGACAGGCAAUAUUUCUCACCAAUGCCUUCGUGGUUAGAGAAUCAUCCAUCGUCUACUUUAUCGCCGCAAGGUUUAAUCACGCAUGCGGGCAGGUCCGAUCCGUCAACUACCACACCACUCCGAAUAAUAAUAUCAUGGAGUUCCGCAUGGCGAAGGACGUAUCUGCCGGUACCGAGUUAACAAUAUCAUAUGGACCGCUACCUCCGGCCAACCUCUACUUAAUGUGGGGUUUCCGCUGCGCUUGCGGUGGCUGCAAGCCCCUUACCGACGCCCAAGUCAAAAAGUUGAACUACAGAGAUGAAGUGGCGGAGGACGUCUGGUAGACUUCGGAUGAAAUACGAUUGAAUGUUGGAUUACGCUCUAUGGAGGUUGAAUAAUAGGGGCUAGGUACACGGGGUGUAGUUUAGAAUUGUAGCGUCUUGUGAAUAUCUUUGCUGUAUCGAAAAGUUAGCUAGAUUCUUUGAUUUUUAUUUCCAAGUUACCUCAUAUCCUAUUAAGGGUUUUACAAAAGUUCACCAAGAACUAGGUAUUCAGGAGAGGUGAAUAAAUGGUCUAUUCAGUUAAAAGUAAUGCAAAACCACUGUGCUGAUUUCUUUUCGCA
Messenger RNA from Daldinia caldariorum, 1612 nucleotides. RefSeq lists its product as uncharacterized. The coding region runs from base 126 to 1334 and encodes 402 amino acids. The record is from RefSeq and is a predicted model, not a curated record. The transcript has 2 exons. Gene Ontology annotation, molecular function: protein binding. NCBI's taxonomy places the organism in Eukaryota, Fungi, Ascomycota, Sordariomycetes, Xylariales, Hypoxylaceae.